AUGGAUAAUAAAAGAGUAUAUUUGGCCAUCAUUGCAACAUGUCUUGCUUUGUUCCAAGGAAACAUGAUACUUGUUAAGGGUCAAUUUAACUACAAGGAAGCUCUCACAAAAUCUCUCAUCUUCUUAGAGGCGCAAAGAUCAGGGAAACUCCCUCCCAGUAAUAGGGUCCCUUGGAGAGGAGACUCAGCAGUGGAUGAUGGAAAACUCGAUAAUGUUGACCUAUCAGGAGGAUAUUAUGAUGCCGGGGACAAUGUGAAAUAUGGGCUACCAAUGGCAUUCACAGUUACUACAUUAUCAUGGGCAGCAAUAUUUUAUAAAACAGAAUUUGAAGCAACUAAUGAAAUGGGAAAUAUUCAAAAUGCCAUUAGAUGGGGUACUGAUUAUUUUCUGAAAACUAGUUCCCAAAGAAAUAGAUUAUAUGUAGAGGUAGGGGACCCAGUUGAUGAUCACCAUUGUUGGGCACCACCGGAAAAUAUGAAGACAAAGAGAACAGUUAAAUUAAUUGAUAGUAACACACCUGGCACUGAGAUUGCAGCUGAAACUUCUGCUGCUAUGGCUGCUUCUUCCAUUGUUUUUAGGCAUGUUGAUCCCAAAUAUUCUCGCCGUCUCCUCAAUAAAGCAAAAUUGCUUUUCGAAUUGGCAAGAUCUCAUAAAGGAACCUAUGAUGGAGAAUGUCCCUUCUACUGCUCCUAUUCAGGCUAUAAUGAUGAGUUAAUGUGGGCUGCAACAUGGCUAUACAUGGCAACAAGGAAAUCAAUGUACAUGAAGUACAUACAAGAAGAAGCAAUUAGUGCUAGUGUAGCAGAAUUCAGUUGGGACCUUAAAUAUGCUGGAGUUCAAGUUCUUCUCACUCAGUUACAUUUUGAAGGUCAAAAAGGUCUUGAAGCAUUUAAAGCACAUGGUGAAAGUUACAUAUGUUCAGACCUUCCUGAUAGUCCUUACAAACAAAUCAAUUUGACUCCUGGUGGGUUUAUUCAUAUGAGAGAUGGUGCCAAUACACAAUAUGCCACCGGUACAUCUUUCUUGUUCACUGUAUAUAGUGAUUUACUUGCCAAAUAUAAUCAAAAGGUCAAAUGUGGAAACAAAGAAUUUGAUUCAGCCCAUCUCCUUGAUUUUGCCAAAAUGCAAAUGGAUUACAUAUUAGGAAAAAAUCCUGAAGGAAGAUCAUAUAUGGUAGGUUUUGGGAAAAAUCCACCAACACAAGCUCACCAUAGAGGUGCUUCAGUGCCAAAUUUGUCACCAAACGAAGAGAUAAACUGUCCCACAAGCUUUAAGAAAUGGCUAGAAAGAGAUGCACCAAAUCCACAUGAGCUAACUGGGGCCAUUGUUGGUGGACCUGACAUCAACGACAAGUUCAAUGAUAAACGUACAGAUUCACCUAAGACGGAACCUUGCACAUAUGUUAAUUCCCUUGCAGUCGGUGUUCUAGCAAAGCUUGCUUCUUUGGGUUAACUUAGCUUAAUUUCAUGUUGGUGUAAUUACCCCAACGUUGUUAA
Molecule: messenger RNA, 1496 nt
Organism: Medicago truncatula (barrel medic)
Lineage: Eukaryota; Viridiplantae; Streptophyta; Magnoliopsida; Fabales; Fabaceae
Product: endoglucanase 16
Exons: 6
Coding region: 1-1452 (483 amino acids)
Biological process (GO): carbohydrate metabolic process
Molecular function (GO): hydrolase activity, hydrolyzing O-glycosyl compounds
Source: RefSeq, a predicted model, not a curated record